Messenger RNA from Saxophila tyrrhenica, 1077 nucleotides. Its product is annotated as serine/threonine protein kinase. NCBI's taxonomy places the organism in Eukaryota, Fungi, Ascomycota, Dothideomycetes, Mycosphaerellales, Extremaceae. The record is from RefSeq and is a predicted model, not a curated record. Gene Ontology annotation, cellular component: nucleus; cytoplasm. Gene Ontology annotation, molecular function: ATP binding; protein serine/threonine kinase activity. Gene Ontology annotation, biological process: signal transduction; endocytosis; peptidyl-serine phosphorylation. The transcript is spliced from 4 exons. Bases 1 to 1077 code for a protein of 358 amino acids.
AUGGAAUUCCGUUUCGGUAACAGGUUCCGUAUCGAGCGGCAAAUCGGCAGCGGCUCAUUCGGAGAUGUCUACAUAGGCACUGACACCACCUCUGGUGAGAGGAUCGCCAUCAAGCUGGAACCCGUGCAGGCGAAGCAUCCUCAACUAGAGUCCGAGGCCCGGGUGUACAGUUCUCUCCUCGGCGGCGUCGGUAUCCCAUCCGUAAGAUGGUGUGGCACAGAGAACGGAUACAAAGCCAUGGUGCUCGACCUGCUGGGCCCUUCGCUCGAAGAUCUCUUCAACUUCUGUCAUCGCAAGUUCUCCUUGAAGACUGUGCUCUUGCUUGCUGAUCAGGUUAUCUCUCGCCUUGAGUACAUACAUUCGAGGUCCUUUGUCCAUCGCGACAUGAAGCCUGACAAUUUGCUUAUGGGCCUAGGUAAGAGGGGACAUGUGUUGAACGUUAUCGACUUUGGAAUGGCGAAUAAAUAUGAGGACCCGGAAACACUUUCCCAUAUCCCCUUUCGCGACAAGAAACCUCUUACCGGGACCGCGCGGUACGUGUCUAUUAACACGCAUCUCGGAAUUGAACAGUCCCGUCGGGACGAUAUGGAGACGCUCGCAUAUAUAAUGCUUUACUUCCUUCGCGGUUCUGUGCCUUGGCAAGGCCUCAAGGAACCCACGAAGAAACGAAAGUACGAGUCUAUUAUGACAAAGAAGAUGACUACGUCGACUGAGAUGCUCUGUCGUGGCAUCCCGAAAGAGUUUGCCGUCUUCCUCGACUAUACUCGCUGUCUCCAAUUUUAUGACAAGCCUGACUACUCUUAUCUCCAGAAAAUUCUCCGCGACCUCUUCAGGCGGAAGGGUUUUCAGUACGAUGGGGUCUUCGACUGGACGGUCUACAACCAUCAGAGGAAUGCGAAAAUGAUUGCGCAGCCACGCUGUGCUCAGGUGGCUGCUAUAGGACGAGAAGAAAAACCAAAGUGUCGAUGUAUCCAGGUUGUGCGAGGUCAUUCUGGCUUAAGCGGUCCGGACGGCAAGGCGGGACGCUGCGUCACACCCAUGAUGGACCAGCAGCAUGUGAGUAUAGAAAGACACUAA